AAAAGAAAUAAAUCUAUUUGCAAGGUGAAAUUUGGCAAAUACGAUUUUUAUCUUAAAAUUUCAAAAUAUUGGUAUUUAGCACAUUGUAUUUUAAAAGGAUUAUUUGCAUCAUCGGUACCGUAUGAUAUUGUACUAUUUGUGUGUCGCUACUGUACAAUCUAUAUUCGAUCGGAACAUUUUUUCGGCAAUAAACGAAUCCUGCUGCAAUACGUUAUUGUACAAUUUAUACUGACACACGUUAACCAGUCGACGAUCAACUUCGUAAUGAUGUGUUGCUAGUUUAAAAAAUGGUUUUACGAUGCGUUAACAUAGUGUCUUAACGAGACAAGAUCAAUGUUCGACGUAAUGAAGUAACUGUUUGGGCAUAUUUUUCGAAUCUAUCUGUAAAAUUGAAUUUCACCAUUUUGCAGUAGAAGUAACAAUGCAUAUCGUGGUGUAAAAUGGUAACACAGUAAAGAAAGUCUUAUAGACAGAAUGUCAGACAACGAUGAUUUAUUACACAUGUUUUCGUUACAUAGACUAAAUCCCCGUGGGAGAAUAAUAAGUAUAGAAUAUCCUGGUACUAUAGAGUCUAAUGCUAAUCGUCUUCCAAAUUUCGAUGUCACCAUAAUAGGAUGUCCUUCGCAUCCAAGACCAGAAAGACAAAUUAAUGAAUUGAAUAAUGCAAUAUUCGAUGCUCAAGCUGCAGUGGCUGCACUUAACGAGGCGUCUGCGUUUGAACCAAUGGAUAAUAUACAACCGAACGAUGUAACGGAUGGAACGUCUUCUACAAAUCAGCUAGAAGUUGGUGCACAGGCAGUAAACUCAGAUGAUGACAAAAGAUAUUGCUGGGUAUGUUUUGCAUCCGAUGAAGAUGAUGCAACUGCAUCAUGGGUGAAACCAUGUCACUGUUGUGGUACAACUAAAUGGGUUCAUCAAGGAUGUAUACAGAGAUGGGUUGAUGAAAAACAAAAGGGGCGUGCAGGUGCACAUGUUGUAUGUCCACAGUGUAGCACAGAGUAUAUCAUUGUAUAUCCAAAUAUGGGACCGUUAGUAGUAGUGUUGGAUACUAUUGAUGAAGUAAUUUUACGAAUCUGUCCAUGUAUAGCAGCUAGCAUAUUUGCUGCAUCUAUAUACUGGGCAGCUGUGACGUAUGGAGCAGUAACUGUAAUGCAAGUAAUUGGUCAUAAAGAUGGUUUAGCUAUGCUGGAACAAGCUGAUCCUUCAGUGUUAUUAGUUGGUUUACCAACUAUUCCAAUAAUAUUGGUUUUGGGUAAAAUGAUCAGAUGGGAAGAUCUAGCACUUAGCCUUUUCAGACGUCACGCACGUAAGGUUCCUAUUUUGAGGCAUUUUUUGCCAAGUAGUUAUUUUAACGACGACAGAGCGCAAUCUGAAGAGGUACCACCUAUGAGCGAUUCAGUAUCAGCGACACGUAUUCUUUGUGGUGCGCUUUUGUUACCUAGUAUCGCCAGUAUAUGUGGCAAAUUAUUCUUUGAAAGUAUACACUCCAAUUUUCAGAGAACGUUACUUGGUGGUAUAGCAUUUAUAACGAUAAAAGGUGCAUUCAAGAUUUAUUAUAAACAGCAGCAAUAUGUACGACAAUGCCAACGUCGCAUAAUGGAUUGUACAGAUGACAAUGUUGCACUAUACAAAAGACGACAAAACUCCGAAAUUCAGACAACUUAAAUAAUGACGGAUCAAAAAUCCUUAAAGAAUGCGUUAACAAGGAACUAAACUUCUAAGUGUACUUAGUGCACUAAUGUCCAAUAUAUUACUUUUAUCUAAUGAUGUAAGUUUAUGGGUACUAUAAUCGGGUAUAAUAAAUACGUAAUGUAUAUGUACAUACAGGUAUGUAAGAAUGGAAAAUUGUCAUUACAUGCAUAAACUUGGUUAGUAAAUUAUAAUAUGUGUCCGGCGAAAAAUGUUACAUUCUUUAAAUGUAUUAGUAGAACAACGAUAAUGUCUGUUUCAUCGUUUGUGUAGUAAAUAAGAAAUAAGAAUCGAGCUAUAAUGAUGAUACUUUUUAGUCGAGUUCAAAGUUUUCUCUUGCUCCAAAUUUAACUCUUUUGCAGCGGCAUUCUCGUAAUUAGCUGUAAUAGCGUUUAUAAUGCACGGUAGAAAAUAGAUCAUUAUCUACUUAUACUUGCGAUGUGAGCAAUGUUUGAAAAAAUUUACAAAAGUCAGUAACAAACUUAAAAUAAUAAAUACUUUAUUUAAUAGAAAAAAUGGAAAAAUGAACGUAGUGGAUUUAGAGUUAUUUUAGAAUUGUGUUUUAUCGUGUUUGCAAAUAAUAAUAGCUCGCGUAUUAAAAUUCAAACGAAAAUUAAUGUUCUUCGCGACAAAAGAGUUAUAGAUAAUGAGCAUGACGAAAUUUUGUUUCUUCUAACAACAAUAAUAAUAAUUACCAUCAAAUUUGCUAUAUAUUGAAAAAGAGACAAAGCUUUCUUUUUGAAAGUUAUUUACGAUUUUACUGCUAUGUAAAGGAAAGAAUACAGAACUUUAUUUCUAUUAUAGAUAAGUUUUGGAUCGGAUAUUAAAUCGUAUAUUAAAAGUUUAGUAAGGAAACUUUAUUUUAUGUAAAUGGUUUAUUUACUGUAGACAUAAAGAACUAGUAAACAUUGAUUUGAAUCAAUAAACCGUGUUUGUUUUCUUUACCUGGGCAAGUAAAUCUUGUAAC
Colletes gigas is the source of this 2656-nucleotide messenger RNA. RefSeq names its product E3 ubiquitin-protein ligase MARCHF5-like. Gene Ontology annotation, molecular function: zinc ion binding. The record is from RefSeq and is a predicted model, not a curated record. The transcript has 8 exons. The coding region runs from base 475 to 1665 and encodes 396 amino acids. Lineage: Eukaryota; Metazoa; Arthropoda; Insecta; Hymenoptera; Colletidae.